UUAUAUAACUCACCGUAGGAGACGUGAAACAACUCUCUUCAUCUGCUGAAGCACAGACGGCUGAUUGGUGUGUUCUCUCAGGAAUGGAAUCUACCAUCAGUCUCCUGUCUGAGAAGCACUUCCUGUGCUCUCUGUGCGAGGAGAUCUUCUGCAACCCGGUAACAACGCCCUGCGGUCACAGCUUCUGUAAAGCAUGUCUCCGUGUUUACUGGAGCCGCAGCGGGUCAGACGAGUGUCCGCUCUGUAGGAGGGCUUUCGGCUCCAGACCCCACAUCAGCGUCAACCGCAUACUGGCGGACGUCACCGAAAACUACAGGAAGACACGUUUGGCCGCGAAAUCCAAGUUCUUCAGUAUGGAUGAACUCCAAGACGAGCCUAAAGAUGCAGGAGAGGUGCAGCAAAUGAUUCAAGAAAGAGUUCAAAAGAUUGAGAAACUUCAGAAUUCCUUAAAGUUCCUAAAGAGCACAUGUCUUCGGGAGGUUCAGGAGAGUCAAAGGGUGUUUUCUUUUCUGCUGAGCAGCUUAGAGAACAGCCAUAAACUGGUAGUGGCUGCUGUUGAGCAGAAACAAAAAGAGGCGGAGAAAAGAGUGGAAAGACUUGUAAAAGACCUGGAGAAAGAAAUCCUGCAACUGGAAAAUGGACACACCAACCCCGAGCACCUGAAUGACAAGGAGCGUCUUAAAAAGAGCUUCGGUGAAAUACCUAGAGCGAUGAGAGACUGGUCUAAAGUCACGCUGGAGACUGAUCCUUGCGUUGGCUUCACCAGACAGGCUGUGGUGGACUUCAUGGAUACCGUCACGGUGGAAUCUAAAAGGCUUUCUAAAGCCGAACUGAAGAGACUGCAGAAGUACUCAGUCGAUGUGAAUCUGAAUCCCCGGACAGCCCACGCUUACCUCUACAUCUCCGAGGACAGGAAGGAGGUUAGGCAUGCCAAUAAGCGACAAGAGGUCCCAGAAAACCCCAAAAGGUUCGACCGGGUGGCUAACGUAAUGUCCAAGGAAGCCUUCAGCCGUGGAAAGCACCUCUGGGAUGUGGAGGUUGGAGACAAGACUGACUGGGAUCUGGGAGUGGCCAAGCAAUCUGUCAACCGAAAAGGAAAAUUCACAAUUUGUCCAGCCAACGGAUUCUGGAUGCUCAGCUUAAAGAACGGCACUCAGUACAUCGCUAGCACCUCACCUCCCACUUUCUUCAGCCUCGGUCACAAGCCUAAGAGGCUGUCUGUUUACCUGGAUAUUGAUGGGGGACGUGUGUCUUUCUAUUGUUUGGACACCGGGACUCAUAUCUACACUUUCAAAGAUACUUUCACAGAUAGGCUCCACCCCAUCUUCAGCCCGGGACGACCCCACGGGGAAAAGAACACUGCUCCUCUUAUCAUCAGCAGCAGCUGCUGCAGCAUCUGAAGCAAUAUGCUAGCUCUUACUGCCCCUUAGCAUUGCCAUCGUAGGAUGCAAUUAAUUAUAUUAUUAUUAUUGCAAAAAUUACUUUUUAUUUAUUACUGGUGCUUGAUUAAAAAAAAAAAGUAUGUUAUUUUUUAUUGCUACGCUGCAAACAAGAAUGAUACCUCAAACUGUUUUUUUUCAGGAGAGGUGGGAUGUUUUUUUGUGAGGUUAGACGAGCUGAUAAGUAUAAAAAGAAGUACAAUUAUAAAAUAUAUAUUCUAAAAAUGCAUGCCUGUCAAAUAAUAUAAUAUUAAUGAAAAAGGCAACAUAGUUUAAGUUUCAUGAUUACGCUUUUUAAAAAGUGUCAAAUCACGACAAAUUAAAUGUUUAACUUUAAAGUACAUUUUAAGUGAUCGUUUUAUAUCUUUUGUCAAGUACACUUAUUUUGAUGUGCUGACUAACAUACUAAAGCACUUGAUUAUAAUUUACAUUUUUAUGUUAUUUGAUAUUACUUUUAAAAAUAAUAUAUUUUAAAAUGUACUAAAUUGCUUUCAAACGUGCGAAUGCAAAUAUGUUUAAAUGCAAUAGAAAUGACAUUAAAGUACAUUUAGCUUACCAUAACUGAUAUUUAUUGUGCUCGGCGGUACACUUUAACCAUAUUUAAAAGAUGAUAAUUAUGAAACUAUAUAGCUACAGUAUGAAGAUACUGUAAAAAAAAAAAAGAGCCCUAAUUAAGUCGGUCAACUAAAUGCGUUUAAUAUUAAUUUAAAUUAUAAUAAAUGUUCAUUUAAAUUUAAGUAACAGUCAUUUCAUUGUUAAAAUCUUUUUUAAUGGUAUGCUAAGUGUACUUCUUUCUCAGAAGGGGCACUAGAAACAGAAACAAUCACUUUAGCAACCCACAACACUGCAUCAUGGUGGUCACAUUUUGUUAUCAUUACAAUAUGUAAAGUUUAUGAUAAUCCAAUUACGAUCAUAUCAGCUCGUAAUUCAAAUGAACAACACUGUCUUACCCAAACCUUUAAAAAUGUAGAAGUUGUACUUUCUUACUUAUUUAUUUCCUUAUUUAUAACUAUGCCAUUGUCACGAGACAUGAAAGUAAGACGCAGCUAGCAUUCGCUCUGUGAACUUUUAUGAAAGCAAAGUUGAAUGAAAGGUAGUAAGAAACGCCAGAAUUCACUUCAAGGAAAAAAGAAGGCGAGGGAUGAAAAAGAGCACUAGAUGGACGGCUUGGGUUGGGGAUG
Molecule: messenger RNA, 2620 nt
Organism: Puntigrus tetrazona (Sumatra barb)
Lineage: Eukaryota; Metazoa; Chordata; Actinopteri; Cypriniformes; Cyprinidae
Gene: btr02
Product: bloodthirsty-related gene family, member 2
Exons: 7
Coding region: 84-1400 (438 amino acids)
Molecular function (GO): protein binding
Source: RefSeq, a predicted model, not a curated record